This is a messenger RNA of Brassica napus (rape), 3728 nucleotides long. Its product is annotated as probable pectinesterase 29. The coding region runs from base 726 to 1712 and encodes 328 amino acids. The record is from RefSeq and is a predicted model, not a curated record. Gene Ontology annotation, biological process: cell wall modification. Lineage: Eukaryota; Viridiplantae; Streptophyta; Magnoliopsida; Brassicales; Brassicaceae. Gene Ontology annotation, molecular function: pectinesterase activity. The transcript is spliced from 4 exons.
GAGACCCAAACCCGAAAGUACAUUGGGUUGUACCGGUUCUUUGAAGAUUUACUAACCCCGACUCGAACCCAAUAGAACCCGAACCGAAUUUUCAUAUAACCCGAAUGAGGCUGAUUUUGAUAAACCCGAAAAACCGAAACCCGAUUGGACUAAACCGAAAAUCCGAUUGGGACCCCAAAUGCCCAUGCCUAGUUAUUGGAACUAGAAUUUGGAAAGAGUUUAGUUAUUUUAAAAAUUGACAGAUUUUUUUAAAUUUUGUAGAUUUAACAAAUAUUCUCCAAAUUUCUGUCAAAUAUCUUGUGUAAGACUAAUUCCUGAUUUCAUGUGUGUAAUUUUCUGUUAAUCUAAUGUAGUUUCUACUACACAAAAUUCAAUACUAUAUUUAUGUAAUAAUUUUCCAAUAAAUACAAAGUCUCGACCACAAACUUUAUAGUUGCCACAAUCACAAAGAUCACAACUUCCUUUUUUUUUGGUUUAUGGCAUCUCACACAAAGUAAAAUUGAUCACCAAAUCGCAAAACAAAGCUAAACUUGCCAGUUUCAUGUAAAUUCAAACUUUGAUUCCAUACAUAAUCAAAAGGAAACAAAAUAAUAAAUCUUGAUCAAAAUAUUUAACAAAAUAAAAAGCAUUAAUCGCAGAGCCUUUAUUAAAUAAUACAUUAACCUCCACUAUUCUCAUUUGUCUUUCGCCCUACUCCACAGUCUAUUACGUUUUGACAUCAUCUAAUGGGAAAUCGUCGACUUUUCAUCGCUCUUUUCUGUUGUUUUUGCUUACAACAUAUCAUCGAAGCGUACCACCAACAAGUGUUCGUAGAUCAAUCGGGUCAUUCAAAUUUCACGAAAAUACAAAAGGCUAUUGAUUCGGUCCCAGUCAACAACCGCCAUUGGUUCUUCAUCAACGUUGCAGCCGGCCUUUACAGGGAGAAAAUAAAGAUACCCUAUGAUAAACCGUUCAUAGUAAUAGUUGGAGCUGGAAAGAGGAACACUAGAGUUGAAUGGGACGAUCAUGACUCGGUUGCACAAAGCCCUACCUUUGCUACUGUCGCCGAUAACACCGUCAUUAAAAGCCUGACAUUCGUGAAUACGUACAAUUUCCCGAAUAAAGGGAAAGUGAACAGAAACCCUAGGAUCCCUGCCGUGGCGGCGUUGAUCAACGGUGAUAAAUGUGCUUUUUACUCGGUAGGGUUUUCUGGAGUUCAAGACACCUUGUGGGAUGCUGAUGGCCGACACUUCUUCCACCGCUGCACUAUCCAAGGCGCCGUUGAUUUCAUAUUUGGUAACGGCCAAUCUAUUUACAAGAAAUGCGUGAUAAACGUGCUAGGAGCGACGCUAAAACCGGGGGUAGCUGGUUACAUAACGGCUCAAGGACGGAUCAACCCGUAUGACGCUAGCGGAUUUGUGUUCACGGACAGCCUCGUUUACAGAUCGGGGAAGGCUUUCUUGGGCAGACCGUGGCGCAGUUACGCUCGAGUGAUCUUUUACAACACAGACCUGACCGACGUGGUUGUUCCCCAAGGUUGGGACUCAUGGCACUUUAGGGGCCAUGUAUCUCAGCUGACGUUUGCAGAGAUUGGAUGCUAUGGGAGUGGAUCAAAUACGGGGAGACGUGUGAGCUGGGUUAAGAAGCUGAGUGGAUUCAGUGUUCAAAGUUUGAUUAAUCUCGACUUCAUUAACAGUGGUGGAUGGGUUCAAGCUUUGCCCAUUCCUGUUUGAUUUAACAUUUUUAUGUUUAAGUUGUUUUUUUUUAGAUUUGUUUUUAUCAUUUUCCAGGUUUUAGUUUGCUUAAAUGGAUUUAGAGUUUAUCUAGUUAUGCAUAAAAAGUAAGUAAGGAUAAGCAAGACUUACGAUCGGUUUUAAGGAUUAAUUUUACAUAUUAUUACAUACUAAAUAUCAAAAGAACGACGAUGGUUCGUUGUAAGUAUGUAACAUUAAACCUGGACUUAUACUUUGAAGGUAGGAUAUAUUCCCAUAGCAAACACAAGCAAUAGUAAUGAAGUUGAGAUUGUUGUCACUCCAACCUCCGAACGUUCCUUUGACAUUUUUUCUGGUUCUUUAAAAAUAUCCUAAAAUUUAUGUUUAAACACAAAAUUAACCCUAUAUUAUAAUAUUUUUCUUGCUAUAAUUCAUCCUAAAAGUUUAACUAAUUCACGCAAAAUGCUACUACCUAUCUUUUUCGCAUCAUACUUAAACAUCUUCAUCUUCAUCACUUAUUUACAAUUGUCUUCAAUAUCACCAACUACCAUUAACAACCAAAAACAAGUUUUAAAUGUGUUAGAAAUCAAUUUAUUCAUCUUUUAAUUACAUACAUAAAUCAUUUAUCUUGCAAAUUGUCUCUUAUUUCAUUUUUAAAACUCAAAAUUUUGGAUUUCAAGAUUAUAUUUUCAUUAAAGUUGCCCGAGUUUAGUGAGUUUUGGUCAAUAACGAGUGUGUAUCUUUCAUUAGGAAAUCUUGGGUGUUUGGAGAAACUAAGCAUGAACUCUCACUGGAUCUAGGUAUGAUUUCUACUGGAAACAUAUUUGAAAAAAAAAUUGUGAGUUUUUAAGAAGUUUGCUAAUUGAUAAACUAUAAAAUUAAAUGUUUUAUUAUUUUUUUGGUCAAUUGCAAAACUGAAAAACAUAUCUAGAGAAGUUUUUUGGGAAGUCUUAUGGUCAAUACAUAAGUUGGUUUUGCAAUUGACUAUUUUAAGAAAUUUUCAUAGAAGACUUUUCUAGAAGUCUACAAGCUUUUCUUUGUAACAAAAAAAAAAUUAAAUAGACUUCUCGAGAAGUUUCCAAAAAGCGAGAUUAAUUUUGUAAUUGACCAAAUUUUUUUAAGAAAUUUGACUUUUUAUGGAAGACUUCUAAAAAAGUCUAAUGUGAGUAGAAUUAUUGAGAAGUCUUCUAAAUGUCACAUAAAGUCACUAAAAUAUUGCAAAAAGUCUUUUAAGAUCAGUUUUACAAUUGAUAAAAAUAAUAAAAUAUUUAAUUUUAAAAUUAAUUAUUUAGCAUACUUCUGGAGUAGUUUUCUCAUAAGAGACGUUUCCAUAAGUAUACUUUAUUUUUAUUCCGAGAUUUUAAUCAAAAAAGUCUUGCCAUAUAAGACCUCUAACAAAUAUUUCUCUUAUAAAGUCAAACAUGAUCAAUUGAAAAUUAAGAUACGUUUGCGACACUUUGAAAACUUCUUGCGACACUUUGAAGACUUCUUGCGACACUUUGAAGACUUCAUGUGACAAUAAGAAGAUUUCUCCGGAAGUUUACUCACAACAAACUUCUCUAAAAAUCUUUUAUUAAAAAGUUAAUUUCUGUAAAAUUUUGUUCAAUUGCAAAAUGAACCUGAUUCUGAUAGUAAAUGUCUUCUCUGGUAAAAUCAAAAAUUUAUCCAAUUACAAAAGUAACUCAAUAAUUUAUAAAUGAUGAAUUCUCAAGAAUUCUACUAAUUGAGUAGACUUCUCAAGAAGUAUUCUUUGCUAAUUUCAAUAAAUUUAUAUUUUAUCCAAAUUAAAAAUGAAAUUUGAAGAUUUUUUGUUCGUUCAUGUAUAUUUAUCAAUUUUUGAACUCUUGAAUGAAUUUUAUAAAUUUAUUGUAUAUAAUGAUGAGGUUAACAAUAUUCUUGUUUAUUUAUAUGUCUAGCUAAUGAGAACAGGCUUUUCUUUGAUAACUUUUUUUUAAGAUGAUGUUUUAUGUUUUGCUGAUGUGCUUUAAUGUCAAUUUUACAGAUUGGCUCAGUUACAAAAGAUUACUAUAUAAUUUU